This is a messenger RNA of Elephantulus edwardii (Cape elephant shrew), 3519 nucleotides long. It is a transcript of the gene TRPM5, whose product is annotated as transient receptor potential cation channel, subfamily M, member 5. The transcript has 25 exons. Gene Ontology annotation, cellular component: membrane. The record is from RefSeq and is a predicted model, not a curated record. Bases 1 to 3519 code for a protein of 1172 amino acids. Gene Ontology annotation, biological process: calcium ion transmembrane transport. NCBI's taxonomy places the organism in Eukaryota, Metazoa, Chordata, Mammalia, Macroscelidea, Macroscelididae. Gene Ontology annotation, molecular function: calcium-activated cation channel activity; ligand-gated calcium channel activity.
AUGGCGGGAGAGGCCCCCAUGCAGGACACGCAGGGCCCCCGGGCCAGCAGCCCCAGGGAUCCCAGACACGAGUGGAGACAGAGCCUGUGUCGGGGCGAGCUGGACUUUGGAGGGUAUGGGAAGAAACGUGGGAAGUUUGUGAAGGUGCCCAGUGAGGCGGACCCCGCUGCCCUCUACAACCUCAUGCUGGCUGAGUGGCACCUGCCGGCCCCCAACCUGGUGGUGUCCCUAGUAGGCGAGGAGCGGCCGUUCACCAUGAAACCCUGGCUCAGGGAUGUUCUGCGGAAGGGGCUGGUGAAGGCAGCACAGAGCACAGGGGCCUGGCUCCUCACCAGCGCACUUCGAGUGGGCCUCGCCCGGCACAUGGCGCAGGCUGUGCGAGACCACUCGCUGGCCAGUACGUCCGCCAAAGUCCGCGUGGUGGCCAUCGGCAUGGCCCCACUGGGCCGGGUCCUGCACCGCCAGCUUCUGGAGGACUUUAAGGAGGACAUCCCAAUCCAUUACCCAGAAGAUGCCAGCGACAGCCAGGGCCUGCUGUGUCCCCUGGACAACAAUUACUCACACCUCAUCCUCGUUGGGGACAGCACCCCCAGGACAGCGGACGGAUCCACAGAGCUGCGGCUGCGGUUGGAGAAGCACAUCUCAGAGCAGAGGACAGGCUACGGCGGCACUGGCAGCAUUGAGAUCCCAGUCCUUUGCCUGUUGGUCAACGGGGACCCCAGCACCCUGGAGAGGAUCUCUCAGGCCCUGGAGCACGAGACCCCAUGGCUGAUCCUGGCAGGUUCGGGUGGCAUCGCUGACAUCCUCACAGCACUGAUGAACCAACCCCACCUUCUGGAGCCCCAGAUGGCUGAGAAGCACUUUAAGGAGAAGUUCCCCAGCGAGCACUUUUCCUCGGAGGACAUGGAGCACUGGACCAGCCUGCUGCAGACUAUCACCAGGCAGCAGCAUCUGCUGACCGUGUACGACUUUGAGCAGGACGGCUCCGAGGAGCUUGAUACGGUCAUCCUGAAGGCGCUGGUUAAAGCCUGCAGGAACCACAGCCAGGAGGCCCAGCACUACCUGGAUGAGCUCAAGCUGGCGGUGGCCUGGGGCCGUGUGGACAUCGCCAAGAAUGAGAUCUUCAAUGGAGACGUGGAGUGGAAGUCCCGCGACCUGGAGGAGGUGAUGAUGGACGCUCUGGUCAAUGACAAGCCUGAGUUCGUGCGCCUCUUCGUGGACAACGGCGCGGACGUGGCGGACUUCCUGACCUACGGCCGGCUGCAGCAGCUGUACCGCGCCGUGUCCCCCAAGAGCCUGCUCUUCGAGCUGCUGCAGCGCAAACUCGAGGAAGGCCGCCUGACGCUGGCCGGCCUGGGCGCACAGCAGGCCCGCGAAGCGCCCGACGCGCUGCCCGCCUUCUCCCUGCACGAGGUCUCCCGCGUGCUCAAGGACUUCCUGCACGAUGCCUGCCGGGGCCUCUAUCAGGCCAAGGGGACGCGGGGGCCGGCGGAGAAGGCUUCAGCAAAGAGGUCAACGGGGCAUAAGUGGCCACUGGACCUGAACCAUAAGAGUGAGGACCCCUGGCGCGACCUGUUCCUGUGGGCUGUGCUGCAGAACCGCCAUGACAUGGCCACCUACUUCUGGGCAAUGGGCCAGGAGGGUGUGGCCGCUGCGCUGGCUGCGUGCAAGAUCCUCAGAGAGAUGUCCCACCUGGAGACGGAGGCCGAGGUGGCCCGCACUAUGCGUGAGGCCAAGUACGAGCAGCUGGCCCUGGACCUGUUCUCCGAGUGCUACAGCAACAGCGAGGAGCGGGCGUUCGCGCUGCUCGUGCGCAGGAACCGCAGCUGGGGCAAGACCACCUGCCUGCACCUGGCCGCCGAGGCCGACGCCAAGGCCUUCUUCGCCCACGACGGUGUGCAGGCCUUUCUCACACGAAUCUGGUGGGGGGACAUGGCCGCUGGCACCCCCAUCCUGUGUCUGCUGGGUGCCUUCAUCUGUCCUCCCCUCCUCUACACCACUCUGAUCACCUUCAGCAAGGAGGACCCACUGAAGGCACACCCGGAGGCCCUACAGGAGCUGGACAGCCUGGACACCGAGAGGAGCCUGCUCUGCAGCCCUGGCAGCAGGAUGGACGAGCUGGAGGAGUCGCAGAAAGCUCUGCACCACCCUGGGGGGCCUUGGGCUGCCUCCCUGCUCACCCGCUGGCGGAAGUUCUGGGGAGCACCCGUGACCGUGUUCCUGGGGAACGUGGUGAUGUACUUCGCCUUUCUCUUCUUGUUCACCUUCGUCCUGCUGGUGGACUUCCGGCCACCGCCCCAGGGGCCCUCGGCUCCCGAGGUCGCCCUGUACUUCUGGGUCUUCACUCUGGUGCUGGAGGAGAUCCGACAGGGCUUCUUCACCGACGAGGACACGAACCUGAUGAAGAAGUUCACCAUCUACGUGGAAGACAACUGGAACAAGUGUGACAUGGUGGCCAUCUUCCUGUUCAUCGUUGGUGUCACCUGCAGGAUGCUGCCGAAGGUGUUCGAGGCCGGCCGCACCGUGCUGGCCAUUGACUUCAUGGUGUUCACACUGCGCCUUAUCCACAUCUUCGCUGUCCACAAGCAGCUGGGGCCCAAGAUCAUCAUCGUGGAACGCAUGAUGAAGGACGUCUUCUUCUUCCUCUUCUUCCUGAGCGUGUGGCUCGUAGCCUACGGCGUGACCACACAGGCCCUGCUGCACCCGCACGACAACCGCCCAGACUGGAUCUUCCGCCGCGUGCUCUACCGUCCCUACCUGCAGAUCUUCGGCCAGAUCCCUCUGGAUGAGAUCGAUGAAGCCCGAGUGAACUGCUCCGCUCACCCCCAGAUGCUGGGGGGUUCACCUUCCUGCCCCAACCUCUACGCCAACUGGCUGGUCAUCUUGCUCUUGGUCACCUUCCUGCUGGUCACCAACGUUCUGCUCAUGAACUUGCUCAUCGCCAUGUUCAGCUACACCUUCCAGGUGGUGCAGGGCAACGCCGACAUGUUCUGGAAAUCACAGCGCUACAGCCUGAUCGUGGAGUACCAUGAGCGCCCCUCGCUGGCACCGCCCUUCAUCAUCUUCAGUCACUUGAGCCUGCUGCUCAAGAGGGUGUUCCACAAGGGGGCAGAGCUUCCGGGGCGACGCCUAGAGAAAGACCUUCCGGACCCCCUGGACCAGAAGAUCGUUACAUGGGAGACGGUUCAGAAGGAGAACUUUUUGAGCAGCCUGGAGAAGAGGCGGAAAGAGAGCACCACGGAGGUGCUGCGGAAGACGGCCCACAGGGUGGACGUGGUGGCCAAGUGCCUGGGUGGGCUGCGAGAGCAGGAGAAGCGCAUCAAGGGCCUGGAGUCACAGAUCAACAACUGUGUGAUGCUACUGUCCUCUGUGGUCAAGACACUGGCGAGGGACCGUGGUCUGGGGAGUGCCCAGAACUGCAGUGACAGCAGUGGGGGCCAGCAGCCCUCUGUGGACUAUGAAGGGAACCCCAGCAGUGGGGAGCACCUGGAAGCUGGGAAGCCACCUUCUGAUACCUGA